AUGGCGGCAACAUAUGUCGUGAGUCCACCAAGUCAAAUCUUUUUGGAAAGCCCUCAUGUACCGCAUCGUACUUGCGAUGAAUGUAUGGAAGAGCUGGAAAUGAUUAGAGCAGCUCUACGGGCCCGACCGUCGUCAAGUGGUUCCUCACGUUCUAGAAGACGGUCAAGUGCUUUUAGAGUACAAGACAACAAUUCUAGUAACACUCCUGAUCAGCACAGACGAAGAAGCAACGCAUUAUCUGGUACAGAACUUCCACAUCGCACUGGCACUAGCUCUUCAUCCUCUCAACAAUCCCCGAAGGGCUAUGACGAUUCUUUGAUUCAAACAAUAUCUAUUGAUUAUAACGUGGAUGAUGAAAAUGCAUGCCCCAUCUGUGGUCGCAGCCUGGCCAAGUGUUCUGAGGAAGAGAAGGAAUCACAUAUCGCAGAUUGUGUGCGUAAAGCCGAGUUCUCAGGUGAGCAUCAAAGGCGUAGUAAUCGGAUGCUGAUCUAUCAGAUUCCUAAGGAAAUGGCAAAUAGCCCAUCGCCUGCUGAUGAAGCGGGCACUAUAUUUGGUACCAGUCCUUCUUCAACUUCUAGUAACCAUGGUGAAUGUGUGAUCUGUUUCGAAGACUUCGUUCCAGGUGAUACCGUUGGAAGACUGGAAUGUCUUUGCAUCUACCAUGAAAAGUGCAUAUUAGACUGGUUUAAACGGAAAGGAGCAGGCUCAUGUCCUGUCCACGCCGUUCAUACAUAA
Sugiyamaella lignohabitans is the source of this 735-nucleotide messenger RNA. It is a transcript of the gene PIB1, whose product is annotated as phosphatidylinositol-3-phosphate-binding ubiquitin-protein ligase. The transcript has a single exon. The coding region runs from base 1 to 735 and encodes 244 amino acids. The record is from RefSeq and is a predicted model, not a curated record. Lineage: Eukaryota; Fungi; Ascomycota; Dipodascomycetes; Dipodascales; Trichomonascaceae.